AUGGCUCGGCAGGUAAAAACACUUGGCAGGAAGCACGAUGACCUGAGUUCAGUUCUCAGCACCUACAUGGGGGAAGGCGGCGAGAACUGGCACCUUCCCCACUUCUUCCUCUUGGUAACGUUGCAGCACUUGACAAAGAGGAGAGCAUGGGAGGGCCGGCAACAGGACCCAGGAAUCACAGUGACCUGCCCCAGUGGAGGAUCCUCAGGUUUAGGCAGGAAAACCCUUCCCCGGGGCUGGCGGAGGAGCGCGCGGCACCGCCCCCGGGGCGGGCCCAGUGCGUGGCAGCCCCCGCCAGCCCAGUCGCGAAGUUUCCAGUUCAGCUUGUGUCUCGGUGCCGGCGGAUCGUCCCCAGACCCGGCUAUGCGGCCCCUGCUGCUCCUGGCCCCGCUGGCCUGGCUCCUUCUGGUCCAGGCGAAGGACGACACCAAGCUGGAGGACAACCUCUUGGUCCUCACUGUGGCCACAAAAGAGACUGAGGGCUUCCGCCGCUUCAAGCGAUCAGCCCAGUUCUUCAACUACAAGAUCCAGUCACUGGGCCUGGGGGAGGACUGGAGCGUGGCUGGGGGACCAGCAGCAGGCGGAGGGCAGAAGGUUCGGCUGCUGAAGAAGGCUCUGGAAAAGCAUGCGGACAAGGAAGACCUGGUUAUUCUUUUCAUUGACAGUUAUGACGUGGUGUUCGCCUCGGGGCCUCGGGAACUCUUGAAGAAGUUCCAGCAGGCCAAGAGCCGGGUGGUCUUCUCAGCGGAGGCGCUCCUCUACCCGGACCGGAGACUGGAGGCCAAGUAUCCGACGGUCUCUGACGGCAAGAGGUUCCUGGGCUCUGGAG
Psammomys obesus (fat sand rat) is the source of this 829-nucleotide messenger RNA. Its product is annotated as procollagen-lysine,2-oxoglutarate 5-dioxygenase 1-like. Gene Ontology annotation, cellular component: endoplasmic reticulum. Gene Ontology annotation, molecular function: procollagen-lysine 5-dioxygenase activity. The annotation marks the transcript as partial. Gene Ontology annotation, biological process: peptidyl-lysine hydroxylation. The transcript is spliced from 5 exons. Lineage: Eukaryota; Metazoa; Chordata; Mammalia; Rodentia; Muridae. The record is from RefSeq and is a predicted model, not a curated record.